AUGGUCAAGAUCCCCGAUAGCUUUACCCAGGCUAUUCUGAAAGAGCAAGACAGAUAUGAAGGCAAGUAUAUCGACGAGAACAUCGUUGCCGCAUUACCAAAGGGCGCAAGCAUAGACCUAGUCCGCACGAUAGGUGCAACGCACUGGUCGAUACUAACCAAGAUCGACACUACCAUCGCCAGCAAACCACAGUCCUUCUUCUUGAAAGAGUACCGCGAUGCAAAUGCGAAACACAUGGUCAAAGCCGAGUACGAGUCAACAGCUGCUUUGUACGCCGCGGUACCGAACCACGUGCCUCGACCAUAUGCAUCUGGUUGUUUCGCAUCAGACUCGCAGCGCUUCUUCUAUCUCCAGUCUUAUUGCGAUAUGGAAGAUGCGCCUGUGUACGCGGAGAAGGUCUUGACCGCAUCUAUGAAGCCGUUUGUCGAGGAAUUUAUCGGCGUACUGGCUGAAGUGCACAGUAAUGAGUCGCCAACAGGGAAGUUCGGGUUUCAUAUCGACAGGAAACGUCGUUAA
Alternaria conjuncta is the source of this 516-nucleotide messenger RNA. RefSeq lists its product as uncharacterized. The transcript has 3 exons. Lineage: Eukaryota; Fungi; Ascomycota; Dothideomycetes; Pleosporales; Pleosporaceae. The record is from RefSeq and is a predicted model, not a curated record. The coding region runs from base 1 to 516 and encodes 171 amino acids.